Molecule: messenger RNA, 2774 nt
Organism: Paralichthys olivaceus (Japanese flounder)
Lineage: Eukaryota; Metazoa; Chordata; Actinopteri; Pleuronectiformes; Paralichthyidae
Source: RefSeq, a predicted model, not a curated record
AUGUAUGACACAGGUACGAGCAGUUUGGAGGUGAAAGAGAAUCAGGAGGAAAAGAUCCAGGUGGACUGUGACCUGCUGCGAAAGUAUCAUCCUUCAGCUUUUUGCACAACUUUCCCCAGAAACAGAUCCAGGGCCAUGAAGAGGAAGCAGCCGCUGGUGGAUGGAAAAGACCGGCUGCUCUACCAAAGCCACUCGAGCUGUAAACGAGUCGCGUGGGCCGUCACUCAGAAGAACGCGGUGGUGCAGCUGAACGAGCUGCGACCCGGGCUGCGCUACGAGAUCACGUCAAAGACGGGUCCCCUGCACGCUCCGGAGUUUUCUGUCGGGGUGGAGGUGCACGGCCUCCGCUUCGAGGGUCGAGGGCCGACAAAGAAGCAGGCGAAGAUGAGGGCCGCGGAGCUGGCUCUGCGGUCCUUCAUCCAGUUCCCUAAUGCCUCCCAGGCUCACACUGUGACGGAGAACUUCACCGGCACACCCACGGAUUUCACAGCAGAUAAAGUGGACACCCCCGAUGCGUUCCUCCAAGAGUCUGAGCCAUCACUGUUUGAAAAUCUCCUGCACGGCAACACAGCAAAGAAGGAGGUCUUCUCCAGCACUUACAACCACAAACGACUUGUUCAUCUCACACUGGACUUGGUCUCCUCAACCAAUCCAAAGAGACGAGCCCUCUGCACCUCACUUCUAGAGCACCUCAGCCCAGUGGCGCUGCUCAACGAGCUGCGACCAGGCCUCAGGUAUAUGUGCCUGGUGGAGAGAGUUCACGGCAGACUGAUGAGGAGCUUCGUUAUGGUUGUGCGGGUGGAGGGGAGGGUGUUUGAAGGGUGUGGUCUCAGUAAGAGACGGGCGAAGGCGCAGGCGGCAGCGGCUGCUCUACAGUCUCUGUACAACAUCAGCCUGGGACCAGAGAAGAAGGUCAUGGGCCUCCAGAGCAGCAGAGCCAAACAUCAGCUCCCUCAGUUCCUCGCGGAGUCCAUCUUCCACCUGGUGAGAGAGAAAUACACAGAGUUGACGGACAGUUGUUUCUCUUCCUCGCACGCUCGUCACAAGGUGCUGGCGGGAAUCGUGAUGACCAGAGGCUUUGACCUCAGAUCGGCCCGAGUUGUGUCUCUGGCCACGGGGACUAAGUGUCUGGACAACGUGAGCGACCGCGACUCGACGCUCGGGGACUGUCACGCUGAAGUCCUCAGCAGAAGGGCGCUGGUUCGAUUCCUGUACUCCCAGCUGGAGCUGCUGCUCUGGAAGUCGGCAGCCGGCGAGGAACAAUCCGUCUUUGUGCCAAACAAAGGCGGCGGCUUACGGCUGCAGGACGGCGUCUUCUUCCACAUGUACGUCAGCUCGUCGCCGUGUGGAGACGCUCGACUCAACUGCCCCUACGAGACGACUGCUGCCCAUCCCAGCCGGAGGUUUCGCUCUCACCUCAGGGUGAAGGUCAAUGGAGGCGAGGGCACGCUGCCUGUCAUGGCACGAGGAGCCAAUCGGGAACGGGACGUUGCGUCGCCGGGUGAACGCCUGGUCGCCAUGUCCUGCACCGACAAAAUGGCAAAGUGGAGCGUAGUCGGACUCCAGGGGGCGCUCCUGUCUCACCUGGUGGAGCCGGUUUACCUGCACAGCCUGACGGUGGGGACGCUGAGCCACACGGGUCACCUGGGCCGAGCCUUGAACCGGCGCCUCGCAGCCGUCAAGCAGCUGCCCUUCCCCUACCGACGCCGGCAGCCGCUGCUCAGCUGUCUGAACGAGGCUCGGCCGGCCGGGAAGGCCCCGAGCGUCAGCCUGAACUGGAGCUGUGGUGACGGAGGCCUGGAGGAGAUCAGCACCUCCACGGGAAGGAGGAGGGACUCUGGGACGCCAUCACAGCUCUGCAGGAGCUCGCUGUUUGACCGCUGGCAGGGGCUGCAGCGUCAGAUAUCGGGCGCAGGAGACACAAACGGGACAUACAGUGGUUCCAAACUGAGAGCUGGACGCUACCAGAGGGCGCUGCAGCAGUUCACCGGCGCUCUGCAGGGUGGCGGCCUGGGAAGAUGGCCCCGAAAACCUGGGCCGUCUCCGCGUCGGCGUGUGAACAACUGUGUUAAAUGCUGAAAAUGGAAGAUUGGACGCACAAAGGAUGUGACGCUGGAUAAAGAAGGAGGCUAUCGUACCAGAGAAAUGUGCGUGGCCUCGAUCGGAGACACGUGCGACAGACAUAAUUAUUUAUCACGCAAACGAGCGCAGAGGACACACAACCGAAAAUAACAUUUAGCGGGAGCAGUCUUCUAAAUGUGUUUCGCGUUAGCUUUUAGCCUAAAAGCUGCUGAUAUCAGCUCUGGAGCACUGUUGCGGACGACCCUUAAUUAAGCUAGCAUCUCAAUGUUGCAAGACGUGCUAAUUAGCACGUUUGUGACAUCGCUGCGUCGACUUAAGAGUCCGAUAGCCCUUCACGGUCGCUUCCCUGAGUAUUAAACAGAGAUCGGUGUUUGGGUCAAAUGUAAAACGCAGCUACGUGAAAUAAUGACGAGUGCGUCAGCCUCAGAAUGACUCAGCUGGUCUCGGGAACCUUCGACAGUGAGGCUCAACAGAGCGGCUCGUUAAGAUCCAGAAAACAAACCGUUACGUAAACAGGCGCUAAACAUCGUCUUACCUCAGGUCCGAUGUUUCCUUCUGCGUUUGUUUGUUAGUCAGCAGGAUAUCACAAAAACUAUAUUGGCAGAGGAAUGAACGCCCCGAGUAUCCAAGCCUCUCGUUUCAUUUGUUCAUUAAACCGUAGAAAUGAAAUCCUACAUAAACCAAAUUAUCUG